AUGAAUAAGCAUAUUAAAACCACUAGCUUCCAUCCACAGUGCAAUGGCUCAUUGGAAAAUGCACACGUAUUAAUAGAAGGUUCAAUAAGUACUAAGGACAGAGAUAGAGAAUGGGAUGAGAUAUUCAAUUUAGUUUGUUUCGGAUAUAACAAUGCAAUGCAUGAGGGUAUAGAAUGUAUAGAAUUUGAGUUGACUUUUAGUAGAAAGGCGCAAUUGCCCAAUGCAACAGCUGCUACUAUUGCAAUGAGCAAGGAAGAAAUAUUUCAUUUAUGGAAACGUAGGCACGAGUUCUAUUUAGCUGGAACCAAGGUAAUAAUAGAUAAGAAUAAUGUCACACAGAAAAGAAAUCUGGAAAAGAAAAUUAAAUUAAAAAAUGUGAUUAAAGUCAAUGAUAGAGUUCUAA
Heterotrigona itama is the source of this 403-nucleotide messenger RNA. Lineage: Eukaryota; Metazoa; Arthropoda; Insecta; Hymenoptera; Apidae. The record is from the annotation of a GenBank genome assembly.